GUAGUAGCAUAUGGUUUUCAAUUGUAUUUGCUGUUUGGAUCUGUUGGCAGUAUUCCUUCAGAGUUGUAAGUAAAACUAUCGCCAUGAAUGGAUUGCAAGGUGGGAAAAUGUUGUGGCAAACCCGGGGCUGUUACUCCUUAGGGGUCCAACAUGGAGCCUAUUUCAGUACUUCACAAAACAGAAACGCCAACAAAAGUUUCAAGUUGGUGGUGGUGGGAGGAGGAUCCGGAGGAUGUGCCUCGGCUGCUAAAUUUGCAUCCAAGUUAGGAGCCGGACAGGUGGCUGUGAUUGAACCCAGAGAUAUGCAUUACUACCAAGCCAUGUGGACUUUGGUGGGUGGUGGUCAGAAGAAAUUGGAGCAAUCUGGUAAACCUAUGCAGAGCGUUUUGCCCUCCAAAGCCGAAUGGAUCAAGGAUAAAGUGGUGGGUUUCGACCCGGAUAAUUCGAAAGUGAUGACACAAAACGGAGAUGAGAUCUCCUAUGAAUUCCUGGUGGUCGCCAUGGGGCUUCAGCUCAACUUUGAUGUGAUCAAAGGGUUGCCUGAGGCCUUUGAGACGCCUGGUGUGAGUUCCAAUUACGACUUGAGGUACGUGAACAAGACCUGGGAAUCCAUUCAGCAGUUUAAGGAGGGCAACUGUGUGUUCUCGUUCCCCAACACGCCCGUGAAAUGCGCCGGAGCUCCCCAGAAGAUCAUGUACCUGACCGAGAAAAUCCUGCGAAUGGAGAAUCGGAGGGAUCAUGCCAAUAUUAUCUACCAUACCUCUCUGCCGGUCAUAUUUGGCGUCAAGAAGUAUGCCGAUGCCUUAUGGAAAAUCGUCGAGGAAAGAAAUAUAGAGGUUAACCUGCGGAGUAAUCUCGUAGAGGUCCGACCCGAUACCAGAGAGGCUAUCUUUCAGAACCUGGAUAAGCCCGAAGAAGCCCCUAAGGCUGUCAAAUACAGUAUGCUCCACGUGACUCCGCCUAUGAGUGCCCCGGAUGUUUUGAGGAACUCGUCCAAGAUCGUGGAUGAAAACGGAUUUCUCAAUGUGAAUAAGGAGACACUGCAACACAUGAACUAUCCGAAUAUUUUCGGUAUCGGAGAUUGCACAAACGUGCCGACGUCCAAAACUGCUGCUGCCGUCGCUGGCAUGAUUGGCAUCCUUCGAAGAAAUCUGACCGCCUCCAUGAAUGGUCAGCCUUUGAAAGCUAAAUAUGACGGUUACACGUCGUGCCCAUUGGUUACCGGGCCCAAUGAAUGCAUCUUGGCUGAAUUCGACUUCCAAUCCCCGCCCCAACCCCUGGAAACUUUCCCAAUCAACCAAGCCAAGCCCAGAUGGACCAUGUACAACAUGAAAGCUCACGUCAUGCCCCACGUUUAUUGGCAGAUGUUGAAUGGCUGGUGGGAAGGACCCAAGAUUUUCCGCAAGCUUGCUCAUCUUGGCAUGUCGAGAUAGACUGUGAAACACACAAAUUUUCAGUACUUUACAAAUGUUGGUGAUAACCAGUCCAAAUGACAGUAACAAAAAAAAUAAAUAAAGAUUUGAUUUUUUAAAACCA
Molecule: messenger RNA, 1536 nt
Organism: Tigriopus californicus
Lineage: Eukaryota; Metazoa; Arthropoda; Copepoda; Harpacticoida; Harpacticidae
Gene: Sqor
Product: sulfide:quinone oxidoreductase, mitochondrial-like
Exons: 9
Coding region: 84-1433 (449 amino acids)
Cellular component (GO): mitochondrion
Molecular function (GO): sulfide:quinone oxidoreductase activity; FAD binding
Source: RefSeq, a predicted model, not a curated record